Sphaeroforma arctica JP610 is the source of this 332-nucleotide messenger RNA. RefSeq lists its product as hypothetical. The transcript has 2 exons. Gene Ontology annotation, molecular function: microfilament motor activity; ATP binding; actin filament binding. Gene Ontology annotation, biological process: chemotaxis to cAMP; endocytosis; vesicle transport along actin filament. Gene Ontology annotation, cellular component: cytoplasm; microvillus; vesicle. The annotation marks the transcript as partial. NCBI's taxonomy places the organism in Eukaryota, Ichthyosporea, Ichthyophonida. The record is from RefSeq and is a predicted model, not a curated record.
CUUAUUCUCAUGACAUAAUACUUUCACCUUGUGCGCAGUUCUGUAUCAACUACGUCAACGAGAAGCUGCAGCAGAUCUUCAUUGAUCUGACCAUCCAGAGUGAACAGGACGACUACAUUGCCGAGGGUAUCCAGUGGACACCUAUCAAAUUCUUCAACAACAAGGUGGUGUGUGAGCUCAUAGAGGCUCGUCGUCCGCCUGGAGUGCUGGCUGUACUAGAUGACGUGUGCAAGACCAUGCACCGUGAAGCCUCGGGUGUGGACGAGAAAUUCAUUCAGAAGCUGUCAGAGAACGUAUCACAUCCACACUUGGUAGGUGAUACGUUACAUUGA